AACAAAAAAGAAAAGUGAGAAAAAAACAGCCCUUAAAUUACGAACAAGUGAACCACAACACAAACACCCCAAAGACGAAAAAGGGGGAAAUCUCAACAUUAAACUUACGCACUCAACUAACUCGCUCACAUCAUAACAGCCAGCCAUCCAGCCAACCAACUUUAAAGAGCAAAACAAAUUGUAAAUUACAUCUGAAUGAUUAUCGUGCUGCUGUUAUUUUUUAAAUCAAUCUGUCUUUAUUGUCAACGUUUAGUUUUGCACGUACACGACCGAUGGAUCAAUCCAAAAAAUGUACGCCUCCUAAGGGAAGCUGCUGAGGCCAACGGCUCCAAAUUUCAAAUCGAAGAAUAUCGUCAAAGUAAAAAGUCCAAGAGAAGACGUUGCACAGCUAACAACUCAGCAUCCGGUAACUUCUCGCCCCUGUCAAACUCGUUGGCUGACAACGACAGUUGUCGCUUUUGUGCCAAUACGCCUCAAGGUUAUUGUCGUCAUCAUUUCCAUUUGCAAGAGUUGCAUGUACAAAAACAACAGAGACAACAAAAAUUUUGGUGUCCCUUAUCCGGUGUAGUUGGCGGUCCGAAUCGUUCUACAGAAUUUCGCCAAUUGCGUAAAAUAAAACGUGAUCUUAAGCGUAAUAUCCAGCAGCAGCAACAACACAAUUCGACAAAAGCACAAACAGUUAUAUAUGAACGUUCCACCUACACUACCACCACCAACAGCUACCCGCCGCCUUCACCUUCACCACCCUCCUCGACCUACCAAUCAAAUAGCGUGAAUUCAUCAUAUUUUACUAAUGAUUCAGGCUAUCAAACGAUAUCUGUGAACACAUCAUCUACCUUAGAAAGCGAAGAAAAUAGUGACUUAGUACAACAACACCAACAAUCAGAUUUAGCGUCAGUGGCGAACUCCAAUUCCACCUGCGAUUAUGUCGACAUAGAUUUACCUUCGCCGUCUGCAUCUCUUGUAGAAACUACUUAUAGUUUUGAAACAUGCUGUGAAACGCCACGCCGUUCGUCCUCAUCAAUACCAAAGACUGCAUCGUACAAUAGCUUUGUGUCAUGUGAUUAUUCGACAUUGUCCACAUCUUAUUUGUAGGAAGUAGCGCAAAGUAACGUAGUUGGGUACUCAAAUUCAUCUACAUCUAGGACUAGAAAACAAUUAUUGCAAAAAUUGCUGCACUUAGGAAUCAAUAAAAAAACAAACAAUACUUGAAAUCAUUUUGCAAAAAAAAAGAGAAAAAAUUCUUAUCGAUAAAGGACCCUUAAGAAACUACUCCAAGUAUACAAAAACACAGACAAUAGUAGGAAGAAA
Messenger RNA from Calliphora vicina (urban bluebottle blowfly), 1311 nucleotides. RefSeq lists its product as uncharacterized. The transcript is spliced from 2 exons. The record is from RefSeq and is a predicted model, not a curated record. The coding region runs from base 196 to 1095 and encodes 299 amino acids. Lineage: Eukaryota; Metazoa; Arthropoda; Insecta; Diptera; Calliphoridae.